UGGAAUAACACUGACGCAAAACCACAUCAAAUUCGCGUGCUGUUUUGGAUUCUUCUCUGUGAAUAAACCGUUUUCUGAACCACAAUUCAGCCGGAAAAGGUACAGAUAAAGAAUCAGACAUAUCGAUUAUAAGCCAUGCAUCGGACUCUUACCAUCCGAACAGAAUGUAACAGUACAGACAAAAAUCAGUAAGCCACAGAGAAAACGAACCCAGACAAAGGGGGGGAAAAGGAGAUACACUGAAGUCGCAAAAUCCACCAUGCUUCCUCUUGAUUUGAAAGAAUUCCAAGAAAAGGUUUCUACGCACUUGAGACCCUGGCAACGAUCAUUCCAGUUCUGGGUUCGCGCUGUUGAUAUCUAUACCGGUUACAAGGUUUUUCAAGUCCGAGUGAAUUUUGAGAAAGAUGCGCAGAAGAGGGAGGCAAUGUGGGAGAAGCAGCACGAGGUUGCUGCUGAUAAGAUAUACAACAUGUGUUCUGACCUCGGGGGCUUUUUUCUCAAGGUCGCUCAAAUUAUUGGGAAGCCGGACUUGGCGCCAGCUGCGUGGGUGAGAAGGCUAGUCACGCUGUGCGAUCAGGCCCCUGCUACCCCAUACAAUGCAAUCAAGGUUGUGCUUGAGAAGGAGUUGGGUCAAAGUGUGGAUGAGCUAUUUGAUAGAUUUGAUACUAAUCCUCUUGGUUCGGCUUCAAUUGCUCAGGUUCAUCGAGCUCGACUCAAAGGUGAUAAAAUCGAUGUUGUUGUGAAGAUUCAGCAUCCUGGUGUCCAGGAUUUGAUGAUGACUGAUAUCCGCAAUUUGCAAGCUUUUGCGCUAUACAUGCAAAAGACAGAUAUAAAGUUCGAUCUAUAUUCUGUGACCAAGGAAAUGGAGAAACAGAUUGGAUAUGAAUUCAAUUUUUCGAGGGAAGCUGAUGCUAUGGAGAAUAUUCGACGUUUCUUGUAUGAAAAUAACAAAAAGACCCCAGUUUUAGUGCCACGCGUCAUCCGGAAUAUGUACACAAGGAGGGUUCUAGUGAUGGAAUAUAUUGAUGGCAUCCCGAUUCUGAAGCUUGGAGAUGAGAUGGCAAAAAGAGGCAUAAAUCCAGGUGGUAAGGUAGCAGCGGCAGCAAAGCAGAACAUCCUUAAAAGUUUGACACUAGCUUAUGGACAAAUGAUACUGAGGAGUGGUUUCUUUCACGCGGAUCCUCAUCCUGGAAAUAUUUUGAUUUGCAGAGGUUCAGAAGUUGCAUUGCUCGAUUACGGACAAGUGAAGGAUCUCCCGGAGCAACUAAGGAUGGGAUAUGCUAGUCUUGUCCUUGCUAUUGCAGAUAAUGAUCCUAUAAAGGCAUCAGAGAGCUACAGGGAACUAGGUAUAGACACCUUAAGCAAAUGCGAGGACGAGCAGAAGGAGAUGCUUAGAUUGGCACAGACGAUGUUUGAUACAAAGCUACCACCUGGUGUAACAAUGCUGCAACCCUUUUCAGAAGAAUCUUCAAUCAAAAAAAUUGCUGUGCAGGCUUUCCCAGAAGAACUGUUCUCUGUUCUCCGCACCGUGCAUUUACUGAGAGGACUUAGUGUCGGGCUAGGAAUCAACUAUUCAUGUGCUGAGCAGUGGAGACCCAUUGCUGAAGAAGCUCUUUAUCUUGCAGGGAGGCUAAAAGAUAAGGAUCUCAAACGAGCACGUCGACGUGGUAUUUUCCAACGACUAUUUGGGAGGUAGCCAGUGAUGUGUGGCCCUCGGAUCCAUCCUUUUAACAUACUUUCUCCGAGUUUAAGUUUAUUUAUUGCUUACCAAUCAUUUUUUAGUGGCCAUGCAAAUACUCUCUAAAAGCGCAUGGACAUUGCAUGUUAAUUUGAGUUGGUGUAGGUGAUUGAGACUGCUAAAGGUCACCAGAAACUGAGAUACAAUUCUCUGAUAUUUCUCUUUAUCUACAGAAAUUCCCAAUUUUGUUGCACUUUGUCAA
Molecule: messenger RNA, 1940 nt
Organism: Sesamum indicum (sesame)
Lineage: Eukaryota; Viridiplantae; Streptophyta; Magnoliopsida; Lamiales; Pedaliaceae
Biological process (GO): protein phosphorylation
Molecular function (GO): ATP binding; protein kinase activity
Source: RefSeq, a predicted model, not a curated record